CAAUCCCAAAUCCCUGCAUGCGAGCAGUACCGUGGGGCGAGUGCGUGUGGAAUAUGUGUGAAUUGUGCGUCCAACGAUAGGAUUCAUUUUGAUAUGCAUUUGAUGAGGCGUAGUUUAGUGAUAUAACGACACAGACGAACACACGAAAAUGGCGGAGGCAGAAGGCGGAGCGAGUGAGCAGGACGAUGUUUCCUUCCUCCGCACGGAAGACAUGGUCUGUCUGUCGUGCACCGCGACGGGCGAACGAGUGUGUCUAGCGGCCGAGGGCUUCGGCAACCGCCACUGCUUCCUAGAGAACAUUGCCGAUAAGAACAUACCGCCUGAUCUAUCGCAGUGCGUCUUCGUUAUCGAACAGGCAUUGUCAGUCAGAGCUCUGCAAGAAUUGGUCACAGCCGCCGGUUCUGAGACCGGAAGCGAAAACGUUGGUAAAGGUACAGGAUCUGGACACAGAACCUUGUUGUAUGGCAACGCUAUACUUCUGCGACACUUGAACAGUGAUAUGUACCUAGCCUGCCUCUCGACAUCGUCUUCCCAAGAUAAGUUGGCGUUUGACGUCGGUUUACAAGAGCAUUCAAAAGGUGAAGCGUGCUGGUGGACUCUACAUCCGGCCAGCAAGCAGAGAUCUGAAGGUGAGAAGGUUCGAGUUGGUGACGACUUGAUCUUGGUAUCCGUAGCUACAGAAAGAUACUUGCACACGACGAAAGAGAACGAAGUAUCCAUAGUCAACGCUUCCUUCCACGUCACCCACUGGUCUGUUCAGCCAUAUGGUACUGGUAUAUCACGUAUGAAGUACGUGGGAUAUGUCUUCGGUGGUGACGUUCUACGGUUCUUCCACGGGGGCGACGAGUGUCUCACCAUACCGAGCACGUGGACCAAAGAUGGUGGACAGAACAUCGUGGUCUACGAAGGCGGUUCCGUGAUGUCGCAAGCCCGGUCGCUCUGGCGGCUGGAGCUGGCGCGCACCAAGUGGGCGGGCGGGUUCAUCAACUGGUACCACCCCAUGAGGAUCAGGCACAUCACCACCGGCAGAUACCUCGGCGUCAACGACCAGAAUGAGCUGUAUCUUAUCAGCAGAGACGAAGCGACAACCGCUUCCUGCGCUUUCUGCCUCCGCCAAGAGAAAGAUGACCAGAAAGUGGUAUUGGAAGACAAGGAUCUGGAGGUGAUAGGAGCUCCCAUCAUCAAGUAUGGUGACUCGACAGUUAUCGUGCAGCACUCGGAGACGGGACUGUGGCUGUCUUAUAAGUCAUACGAGACCAAGAAGAAAGGAGUGGGUAAAGUAGAAGAGAAACAAGCCAUCCUACACGAAGAAGGAAAAAUGGACGACGGACUCGACUUCUCGAGGUCGCAGGAAGAAGAGUCUAGGACUGCUAGAGUAAUUAGGAAGUGUUCCUCGCUGUUCACCAAGUUCAUAAAUGGCCUCGAAACCCUCCAAGAAAACCGUCGUCACUCCAUGUUCUUCGCGUCGGUCAAUCUGGGCGAGAUGGUCAUGUGCUUGGAGGAUCUGAUCAACUACUUCGCACAACCUGACGAGGACAUGGAACACGAGGAAAAACAGAACAAGUUCCGUGCUCUCCGAAACCGUCAAGAUCUAUUCCAAGAGGAGGGUAUACUGAACCUGAUUCUGGAGGCCAUAGACAAGAUCAACGUGAUCACAUCUCAGGGUUUCCUCGCUGGAUUCCUCGCUGGUGAUGAGAGCGGGCAGAGUUGGGAUAUGAUCUCUGUCUACUUGUAUCAGUUGCUAGCGGCCAUCAUCAAAGGCAACCACACCAACUGCGCUCAAUUCGCCAACUCUAAUCGACUCAACUGGUUGUUCUCACGUCUCGGCUCGCAGGCUUCGGGGGAGGGUACCGGCAUGUUGGACGUGUUGCAUUGCGUGCUCAUCGACUCACCUGAAGCGCUGAAUAUGAUGAGGGAUGAACACAUCAAAGUCAUCAUCUCUCUCCUCGAGAAGCACGGUCGGGACCCGAAGGUUCUGGACGUGUUAUGUUCCUUGUGCGUCGGUAACGGCGUCGCGGUGCGCUCCUCGCAGAACAACAUCUGCGACUACCUGCUGCCGGGGAAGAACCUGCUGCUGCAGACGCAGCUGGUCGACCACGUGUCCAGUGUCCGACCCAACAUUUUCGUCGGAAGGGUCGAGGGUUCCGCGGUAUAUCAGAAGUGGUACUUCGAAGUGACGAUGGAUCAUAUUGAGAAGACCACACAUAUGAUGCCACAUCUCAGGAUUGGCUGGGCUAAUACUACCGGCUACGUCCCCUACCCGGGAGGUGGUGAGAAGUGGGGAGGUAAUGGUGUUGGUGACGACCUCUACUCCUACGGUUUCGACGGCGCAUACCUUUGGUCUGGUGGUCGGAAGACCGCGGUUAAUAGGACGCAUGCUGAAGAGCCGUUUAUUAGAAAAGGUGACGUGAUCGGCUGCGCCCUUGAUCUGACUGUACCCAUCAUUAACUUCAUGUUCAACGGAGUCAGAGUGACGGGUUCUUUCACUAACUUCAAUCUUGAGGGCAUGUUCUUUCCUGUCAUCAGCUGUUCCAGCAAACUCAGUUGUCGCUUCCUCUUGGGCGGUGAGCACGGCCGCCUACGCUACGCCGCGCCGAUGGGCUACUCGCCGCUAGUCGAGAGUCUAUUGCCGCAACAGGUCCUAGCUUUAGAGCCGUGUUUCUACUUCGGAAACUUAGCGAAGAGGGCGCUAGCGGGGCCCCCUCUGGUACAAGACGACACUGCCUUCGUGCCCACUCCCGUCGACACCGCUGCGAUAACCCUGCCACAAUAUAUUGAACAGAUAAGGGACAAGUUGGCAGAGAAUAUACACGAAAUGUGGGCCAUGAACAAGAUUGAAGCUGGCUGGAUGUAUGGGGAUCAGCGCGACGACCUGCACAAAGUCCACCCCUGUCUGGUGCCGUUCGAGCGACUGCCGCCGGCGGAGAAACGAUAUGACAUACAGCUAGCUGUGCAGACGCUCAAGACAAUCCUCGCUCUCGGCUACUACAUCAGCUUGGACAAGCCACCGGCGCGCAUCAGAAACGUUCGCCUGCCAAAUGAACCUUUCAUGCAAUCCAACGGCUACAAGCCAGCGCCUCUAGACCUGAGCGCGGUCACACUCACUCCCAAGAUGGACGAGCUAGUCGACCAACUGGCUGAGAACACUCACAACCUUUGGGCUCGGGAGAGGAUACAGCAGGGAUGGACUUAUGGACUAAACGAGGACGCUGACAUGCACCGCUCGCCCCAUCUAGUCCCGUAUCCGAAGGUAGACGACGCCAUCAAGAAGGCCAACCGAGAUACGGCGUCGGAGACUGUUAGGACUCUGCUGGUUUAUGGAUACAACUUGGAUCCUCCUACCGGGGAGCAACAUGAAGCCUUGCUGGCAGAAGCUUCUAGACAGAAGCAGGCUGACUUCCGAACAUACAGAGCGGAGAAGAACUACGCUGUUAGCUCAGGGAAAUGGUACUUCGAAUUCGAGAUACUCACCGCGGGACCUAUGAGGGUCGGUUGGGCUCAUGCUGAUAUGGCCCCAGGAAUAAUGUUGGGACAAGACGAAAAUUCAUGGGCAUUCGACGGUUAUAAUGAGGAAAAAGUGUUCUCUGGAAACACUGAGUCGUUUGGCAGACAGUGGGCAGUUGGAGACGUUGUAGGCGUUUUCCUAGAUCUCAUUGAUAAGACGAUAAGUUUCUCUCUCAAUGGUGAACUCCUAAUGGAUGCUUUGGGCGGAGAGACGACCUUUGCAGAUGUACAGGGAGAUAAUUUCGUACCUGCCUGCACUUUGGGUGUGGGACAGAAAGCUAGACUUUCGUACGGCCAAGACGUUAACUCCUUGAAGUAUUUUACGACGUGCGGUCUACAAGAGGGCUAUGAGCCUUUCUGUGUCAACAUGAAGCGCGACGUCACACACUGGUACACGAAGGACCAGCCGAUUUUUGAGAACACAGACGAAAUGGCCGACACAAGAAUCGACGUCACGAGGAUACCUGCUGGCUCGGAAACCCCGCCCUGCAUGAAAAUAUCUCACAACACUUUUGAGACGAUGGAGAAAGCGAAUUGGGAGUUCCUGCGAUUGUCUCUGCCCGUUAUAUGCCAGGCUGAGUUUAUUGAUGAGCAAGAGAAAGCUCGCCGUUGGGUAGAGAUAAAAGAGAGACAGCAGAUACUACAGAGAGAAGCGGUAGAGGCUCAAAUGCCGGCACACAUAGACCAGAUCAUGAGGAGCGGAUUCACCAUGAAUGAUAUCAAAGGUCUUCACUACGACGACAACCAGGAGGAGAUGCCGAGCUCCAACCUCAAACGGCAGCCGACUAAACCCCCCAGAAAGGGAUCCUUGACCAGAGGUCCAGUAAAUGGUAUGAAUCGGUCCACAAGCGAAGCAGAGAUGUCGAAAUAUAACGAGCUUGGAGUUCCAGCGGAAGACAAGAAAGAUAAAAGAGGAAGGUCACCGUUUAAAUUUUUCCGCAGCAAACGUGGGGAGAGCGGCGAUCGGGCUAAAUCCCGAAAAUCCAAAACUCCCGACCCGUUGAGUGAUGCCGAAGUGUCACCAGAGAGAAGCGUGAAGAGGCCAAACCCACAAAUUAGAAUAUCACAGGCGAACCAAAGAUACAAUAACUUACAACACAGACCUAGCGCUGCGAACAUGUAUGGAAGUCAGGUACUAAGUACCAACGUUACCACCACUCCCACUCAGGACCGCAAGCAGAUGACCACCACCAACCUGUCCGCUGCUACCACGGAGACCGUUGGCAAUGAGAUAUUCGACGCCGAAUGUCUCAAGCUGAUCAACGAAUACUUCUAUGGUGUCAGGAUAUUCCCCGGUCAAGAUCCAACGCACGUCUACAUAGGCUGGGUGACGACACAAUACCAUCUCCACUCCAAGGACUUCAACCAGAACAAAGUCACCAAGUCCUCAGUCAUCAUCACAGAUGACUACGACAGGGUUAUUGAGAGCGUAAACCGUCAAUCGUGCUACAUGGUGCGAGCCGAUGAGCUAUACAACGAAGUGAUGGCGGAGGCGACAGGGAAGGGCGCGUCCCAGGGCAUGUUCAUAGGGUGCUCUGUGGACACGUCCACGGGCACCGUAGCUUUCACGUGCGAGGGGAAAGACACGAGUAUUAAGUUUAAGAUGGAACCGGAAACCAAACUCUUCCCCGCCAUCUUCGUAGAAGCGACGUCCAGGGAAAUCCUCCAGAUCGAGCUGGGCAGAUCCUCCACCAGCCUCCCGCUGAGCGCGGCGGUGCUGCCCACCAGCGACAAACACGUCAACCCCCAGUUCCCGCCGAGGCUGAAGGUGCAGUGCCUGAAGCCACACCAGUGGGCCAGGGUACCCAAUCAAUCUCUUCAAGUGCACGCGCUCAAGCUAUCAGAUAUUCGGGGCUGGUCCAUGCUCUGUGAGGAUGCAGUGUCCAUGCUGGCUUUGCAUAUACCUGAGGAGGACAGGUGUAUGGACAUCUUGGAGUUGAUAGAGAUGGACAAACUGCUGAGCUUCCAUUCUCAUACGCUCACACUGUAUGCUGCUUUGUGCUACCAGAGUAACUACAGGGCCGCGCACGCGUUAUGUCAACACGUAGACCAGAAACAACUGCUGUACGCGAUCCAAUCACAGUACAUGUCGGGACCGCUUCGCCAGGGCUUUUAUGACCUGCUUAUAGCGCUGCAUCUGGAGUCGCACGCCACUACCAUGGAAGCGUGUAAGAACGAAUUCGUGAUACCACUUGGUCCGGAACUGAAAGCCUUAUAUGAGGACCGCGAAAUGUGCCACAGUCUUCGUUCCCUGCAGACGGAAAGUGUCAGGCCGCAGAUGAAGAUGACUGAUAUCGCCGAAAGUAUAACGGACAUAAGCAACCUGUACUCCCCCUACUUCCCUCUGGAGGUGGUGCGCGAGUUCGUGAUGCAGGCGCUGGCAGACGCCGUCGAGACCAACCAAGUCCACAACAGAGACCCCGUGGGCGGGAGCAACGAGAAUCUGUUCCUGCCGCUGAUCAAGCUGACGGACCGGUUACUGCUGGUGGGCAUGAUGAGAGAUGAAGACGUGGAGAAGCUGCUUAUCAUGAGCAACCCGGAGACAUGGGAUCCUACUUUCGAUAAGGAAGGCAAAGACGAGCACCGAAAAGGCUUACUCCACAUGAAGAUGGCGGAAGGGGCUAAACUACAGAUGUGCUAUCUGUUGCAACAUCUCAACGACAUACAGUUGAGGCAUCGUGUGGAGUCCAUUAUUGCGUUCGCUCAUGACUUCGUUGGUGAUUUGCAGGCUGAUCAGUUGAGGCGAUACAUCGAGAUCAAGCAGUCAGAUCUACCGAGUGCGGUUGCUGCGAAGAAGACCAGGGAGUUCAGAUGUCCGCCGCGGGAGCAGAUGAAUGCUAUACUCAGUUUCAAACACCUGGAAGACGAGGAUCCGGAGAACUGUCCAUGUGGGGAGGACCUGAUCAGCAGAAUGAACGAGUUCCAUGAGGCGUUGAUGGCGCAUGUAUCCUUGAACGCGCUACAGGAGCCUGAUUCUAGCGAGUCUUCAGAGCCUGAGGCCAAACCGAGCGCCUUCGGGAAGCUGUACAACAUCAUCAAUACAGUGAAAGAGUUAGAAGAUGAACCCAAGGCAAUAGAAGAACCUGUAAAGAAGACUCCAGAAGAGAAAUUCCGUAAAGUUCUGAUACAGACCAUCGUGUCUUGGGCCGAAGAGUCACAGAUUGAGACGCCGAAAUUGGUCAGGGAAAUGUUCAGUCUACUAGUCCGUCAAUACGACUCUAUAGGAGAACUUGUGAGGGCUCUAGAGAAGACUUACGUCAUAAACGCCAAGACUAAGAAGGAUGUAGCCGAGAUGUGGGUUGGGCUGAGUCAAAUCAGAGCACUACUGCCAGUCCAGAUGAGUCAGGAGGAAGAGGAGUUGAUGAGAAAGAGAUUGUGGAAACUCGUCAACAAUGCCACGUUUUUCCAGCAUCCAGAUCUGAUAAGAGUCCUACGCGUCCACGAAAACGUGAUGGCAGUUAUGAUGAACACGCUCGGGCGGCGCGCGCAGGCGCAGUCCGACGCGCCCGCCGCCACGCCGCCCACACCGGAGGACAAAGAGAAGGACACAUCCCACGAGAUGGUGGUGGCCUGCUGUCGGUUCCUCUGCUACUUCUGUCGCACGGGCCGUCAGAACCAGAAGGCUAUGUUCGACCACUUCGACUUUCUACUGGAGAACUCCAAUAUUCUUCUCAGCAGACCAUCCCUGAGGGGUUCCACUCCGCUGGAUGUGGCGUAUUCCAGUCUGAUGGAGAAUACAGAGCUCGCUUUGGCGUUGAGAGAGCACUAUUUAGAGAAGAUAGCGGUGUACCUCUCGCGCUGCGGGCUACAGAGCAACUCGGAGCUGAUAGAAAAGGGCUACCCUGAUUUGGGCUGGGACCCAGUGGAGGGGGAGAGAUAUCUGGACUUCUUGAGGUUCUGUGUUUGGGUGAACGGUGAAAGUGUCGAAGAGAACGCCAAUCUCGUCAUCCGUCUUCUCAUCCGGCGGCCGGAGUGUCUCGGCCCCGCCCUAAGAGGCGAGGGAGAGGGGCUUCUGAAAGCUAUAGUGGACGCCAACAACAUGAGCGAGAGAAUCGCUGAUAGAAGAAAGCUGAGGGAUUUGGAGCAGGAGGGAGAUGUUAAUGUGAAUAUGAGCGAGAGAAUAGCUGAUAUACGGAAUUUAAGAGAUCAGCUAGAGCAGGAGGGAGAUGUUGAUUUCAGCCAUCCACUCCCUGAAAGUGAUGAUGAUGAAGACUACAUAGACACUGGUGCUGCUAUACUCAAUUUCUACUGUACGUUGGUAGACCUACUGGGAAGAUGCGCACCGGAUGCCGCAGUCAUUGCCUUGGGCAAGAACGAAUCUCUCAGGGCACGAGCCAUUCUCCGUUCUCUAGUACCGCUAGAAGACUUACAGGGAGUGCUAAGUCUACGUUUCACGCUGAAUAACCCUGCUGCUGGAGAGGAAAGACCUAAAUCAGAUAUGCCGUCAGGUCUCAUCCCUGGUCACAAGCAGAGCGUUGGUCUGUUCCUCGAGAGAGUCUACGGCAUAGAAACCCAGGAGUUGUUCUAUCGACUUCUAGAAGAGGCCUUCUUGCCUGAUCUCCGAGCUGCUACUAUGUUGGAUAGGAACGAUGGCUGCGAAUCUGACAUGGCGUUGUCUAUGAAUCGCUACAUCGGCAACUCGAUUCUGCCCCUGCUGAUCAAACACGCCAACUUCUACAAUGAGGCGGAGAACUAUGCCAGUCUGUUGGACGCGACCCUACAUACUGUAUACAGGUUGUCCAAGAACCGCAUGCUCACCAAGGGUCAACGUGAGGCGGUCUCCGACUUCCUCGUCGCGCUGACAGCGGCUAUGCAGCCGUCUAUGCUGUUGAAGCUGCUAAGGAAACUGACAGUGGAUGUGUCGAGGCUGUCUGAGUAUACCACUGUGGCGCUAAGGCUCCUGACCCUCCACUACGAACGAUGCGCCAAAUACUACGGCAGCUCCGGCGGGCAGGGCGCUUACGGCUCGUCCUCUGACGAGGAGAAGAGACUGACCAUGAUGCUGUUCAGCAACAUCUUCGACUCGCUCAGCAAGAUGGACUACGAGCCCGAGCUGUUCGGGAAGGCGCUGCCGUGCUUGAUAGCUAUUGGUUGCGCGCUGCCACCCGACUAUUCUCUAUCCAAGAACUACGAUGAUGAGUUCUAUGGCAAAGAGACACCAGCUACAGAUAAUCCACAAUACGAUCCGCAGCCAAUCAACACGUCGUCGGUCGCUCUCAACAACGAUCUCAACACAAUUGUGCAGAAGUUUUCAGAACAUUAUCAUGAUGCUUGGGCCUCCAGGAAAAUCGAGAACGGUUGGGUGUACGGAGAAUCAUAUUCUGACAGCCAGAAGUCACAUCCUCGUCUCAAGCCGUACAACAUGCUUAAUGAUUAUGAGAAAGAGCGCUACAAAGAACCAGUGCGGGAGUCCCUCAAGGCUCUUCUUGCUAUCGGCUGGUCAGUGGAACACUCCGAAGUGGAUCUACCCAGCAACAACCGAAGUUCUAUGCGACGGCAGUCAAAGAGUGGACAGUCUGACUCAGCCACGCCUUUCAACUACAACCCUCAUCCAGUCGACAUGACAAACUUGACAUUGUCACGCGAGAUGCAAAACAUGGCGGAACGGUUGGCCGAAAACGCGCACGACAUCUGGGCGAAGAAGAAGAAGGAGGAGUUGGUUACUAAUGGAGGUGGCAUCCACCCCCAACUAGUGCCAUACGAUCUACUCACCGACAAAGAGAAGAAGAAGGAUCGAGAACGAUCCCAGGAGUUCCUCAAAUACCUCCAAUACCAAGGUUACAAGCUACACAGGCCGAGCCGCGGACCGCAGGGUGAUACAGAACAGACUACUACGGGCGUAGCAAUAGAGCUCAGAUUCGCUUACUCGCUCCUCGAGAAGUUGAUACAGUACAUAGAUAGAGCUACUAUCAAUAUGAAGCUUCUAAAACCGUCUACCACUUUCAGUAGAAGGACUAGUUUUAAAAUGAGUACGAGGGACAUCAAGUUUGUUUCCAAGGUUGUCCUACCUCUUAUGGAGAAGUAUUUCUCGACGCAUCGUAACUACUUCAUAGCGGUUGCUACUGCAACCAACAAUGUGGGUGCGGCUUCUCUCAAAGAGAAGGAGAUGGUUGCAGCAUUAUUCUGCAAACUGGCCAGUCUGCUGAGAUCCAGGCUAGCAGCCUUCGGUCCCGAUGUCCGCAUCACGGUCCGAUGUCUCCAAGUGCUGGUGAAGGGAAUCGACGCGAAGUCCCUCGUCAAGAACUGCCCCGAAUUCAUCAGAACAUCUAUGCUGACUUUCUUCAAUAACGUCGCUGAUGAUUUGGGGCAUACGAUACUUAAUUUACAGGAGGGCAAAUAUGCCCACCUCCGAGGCACGCAUCUCAAGACGUCUACUUCUCUGGGCUAUAUCGAUGGCGUGCUGAUGCCGGUACUUACCGCGAUGUUUGACCACCUCGCUAACUGCGAGUACGGCGCUGAUCUGCUGCUGGACGAGAUCCAGGUGGCGUCAUACAAAAUGCUCGGGUCACUCUACACCCUGGGCACUGACGUCACACUCACACACGACAGGAAGUACCUGAAGACGGAGAUAGAACGACACAAGCCGGCUCUGGGUUCCUGUCUCGGUGCGUUCAGUUCCACCUUCCCUGUUGCGUUCCUCGAGCCUCACCUCAACAAGCACAACCAGUUCUCGCUGUUGAAUCGUAUCGCUGAUCACUCCUUGGAGGCUCAAGACAUAAUGGCGAAGAUGGAGCAAUCUAUGCCUACCCUGGAGACAAUUUUGAACGAAGUGGACCAGUUUGUGGAGUCGGAUAAGACGUACAACGAAGCUCCGCAUAUUAUCGACGUGGUUAUGCCGCUCCUGUGCUCCUACCUGCCUUUCUGGUGGGCGCAGGGGCCUGAUAAUGUGACGCCUACGGCCGGCAACCACGUAACCAUGGUAACGGCGGAACACAUGAACCAACUCCUCAAAAACGUCCUCAAACUGAUCAAAAAGAACAUCGGCAACGAAUCAGCUCCUUGGAUGACUCGCAUCGCGACAUACACUCAGCAGAUAAUCAUCAACAGUUCUGAAGAGUUGCUUAGAGAUUCCUUCCUGCCGUUAGCCGAGAGAGUACGGAAGAGGACUGACAAUAUGUUCCAUAAGGAGGAGAGUCUUAGAGGAUUCAUCAAGUCAUCAACGGACGAUACCUCUCAAGUGGAAUCCCAGAUCCAAGAGGACUGGCAGCUGCUUGUCCGCGAUAUCUACUCCUUCUAUCCGCUGCUCAUCAAAUACGUCGAUCUACAGAGGAACCACUGGCUAAGGAAUAAUAUACCGGAGGCCGAAGAGCUAUACAACCACGUCGCAGAAAUAUUCAACAUUUGGUCCAAGAGUCAAUACUUCUUGAAGGAGGAGCAAAACUUCAUAUCCGCCAACGAAAUUGAUAACAUGGUUUUGAUAAUGCCAACUGCGACUAGAAGAGUUACUACAGUUGUAGAUGGUACGCCACAAGGUGGAGGAAAGAAGAAGAAGAAGCAUCGUGAUAAGAAGCGAGACAAGGACAAGGAAGUCCAGGCGUCGCUGAUGGUGGCCUGUCUGAAGAGGCUGCUGCCGGUCGGUCUGAACCUGUUCGCUGGACGAGAACAGGAGUUGGUGCAGCACUGCAAGGAUAGGUUCUUGAAGAAAAUGUCCGAACAAGACGUAGCUGAAUUCGCCAAGACCCAACUCACUCUCCCCGACAAGAUAGACCCAGCCGAUGAGAUGUCCUGGCAACACUAUCUAUACUCGAAGCUGGGCAGCAAGAACAAGGCGGCAACGGUGGUGGAAACAGCUGACAACAAGGCCAAAGUCAUUGAUGAUACCGUGGAAAGGAUUGUGGCUAUGAGCAAAGUGCUGUUUGGACUGCAUAUGAUCGACCAUCCGCAACAAAUGAGUAAGAACGUGUACAGAUCAGUCGUAUCUAUACAACGGAAGCGAGCAGUCAUUGCUUGCUUUAGGCAGACGUCUCUGCAUUCCUUACCAAGACAUCGCGCGUGCAACAUAUUCGCGCGGACGUACUAUGAGCUGUGGCUGGAAGAGGAGAAUAUUGGCCAGGAGGUCAUGAUUGAGGAUCUCACGCAAUCUUUCGAAGACGCAGAACUUAAGAAGAGUGAUGUAGUGGAAGAAGAAGGCAAGCCUGACCCUCUCACUCAGCUCGUCACGACGUUCUGUCGCGGGGCCAUGACAGAGCGAUCUGGCGCUUUACAGGAGGACCCUCUAUAUAUGUCAUACGCACACAUCAUCGCCAAGUCUUGCGGGGAAGAAGAAGAAGAAGGAGGGGAAGAGGAAGAAGGGGGAGGAGAGGAGGCAGCGGGAGAAGAGGAGGGCGGACCUAGUAUACACGAACAAGAGAUGGAGAAGCAGAAGCUGCUCUUCCACCAGGCCCGUCUCGCAGACCGGGGGGUAGCCGAGAUGGUCCUCCUCCACAUAUCCGCCUCCAAGGGUAUACCGAGUGACAUGGUGAUGAAGACCCUUCAGCUCGGUAUAUCCAUACUGAGGGGGGGCAACAUCGAUAUACAGAUGGGCAUGCUGAACCACCUCAAAGACAAGAAGGACGUGGGCUUCUUCACAUCCAUCGCGGGUCUCAUGAACUCCUGUUCGGUGCUAGAUCUCGACGCUUUCGAGAGGAAUACUAAGGCUGAAGGAUUGGGCGUGGGCUUGGAAGGCGCUGCCGGCGAGAAGAACAUGCAUGAUGCUGAGUUUACGUGCGCGCUUUUCCGGUUUAUACAGCUCACUUGCGAGGGACACAAUUUAGAGUGGCAAAACUACCUACGUACGCAGGCUGGUAACACCACCACUGUCAACGUGGUCAUCUGCACAGUGGACUACCUGCUGCGUCUCCAGGAGUCCAUCAUGGACUUCUACUGGCAUUACAGCAGUAAGGAGCUUAUAGACCCGGCGGGCAAGGCAAACUUCUUCAAGGCCAUCGGCGUCGCGUCGCAAGUGUUCAACACGCUUACAGAAGUCAUACAGGGACCGUGUACGCAGAACCAACAGGCGUUAGCACAUUCCAGGUUAUGGGACGCGGUAGGCGGUUUCCUCUUCCUGUUCUCUCACAUGCAAGAGAAACUAUCCAAACAUUCGUCCCAGGUUGACCUGCUAAAGGAACUGCUCAAUCUCCAGAAGGAUAUGAUCACCAUGAUGCUUUCUAUGCUGGAAGGAAAUGUUGUUAAUGGUACUAUCGGUAAACAGAUGGUAGACACGCUAGUAGAAUCAGCGUCCAACGUGGAACUCAUUCUCAAAUACUUUGACAUGUUCCUCAAACUAAAUGCCCUGACUUCAAGCGCUAAUUUCAAGGAGAUCGACGCGAACAACGACGGCUGGGUCCUGCCAAAGGACUUUAAGGAGAAGAUGGAGCAACAGAAGAGUUAUACGCCAGAAGAAAUAGAGUUCCUUCUCGCGUGCUGUGAAACCAACCACGACGGUAAACUGGACUACAUCGGCUUCUGCGACCGCUUCCAUGAGCCGGCUAAGGAAAUCGGCUUCAACUUAGCCGUUUUGCUGACUAACCUGUCUGAGCAUAUGCCCAAUGAACCAAGAUUGGCCCGUUUCCUCGAGACGGCCGGUUCCGUCCUCAACUAUUUCGAGCCUUUCCUCGGUCGUAUCGAGAUCAUGGGCGGCUCGAAGAGGAUAGAGCGAGUUUACUUCGAGAUCAAGGAGUCGAAUAUUGAACAAUGGGAGAAGCCGCAGAUUAAGGAAUCCAAACGAGCUUUCUUCUACAGUAUAGUCACAGAGGGUGGUGACAAAGAGAAGUUAGAAGCCUUUGUCAACUUCUGUGAAGACGCCAUCUUUGAAAUGACGCAUGCUUCGGGAUUAAUGGCCGCUUCGGAGGAAUCAGCCGGUGGACCGAAGAACAGAGAGGCGGCGUAUAUGUAUAUGGGAGAUGAUGACGAUGAAAGAGCCGGCAAAGAUCCUUUCCGUCGUGGCUUACAAUCCGUCAAGGACGGCAUCGCCACGGCAUUCUCGUCUCUAUCGCCGUCUAGCAUAAAGCAGAAAAUCGCUGAUCUCCAACAGAUGCCGCCCGCGGAGUUGGCUGUAGGAUUCUUCAAAAUGUUCUUCUAUCUGUUCUACUAUAUCGGUUAUGGUGCUUUUGUUGUUAUAAGGUACGUAUUCGGCGUGCUCCUGGGUCUGAUGCGAGGUCCCCAAGUGGAGGAGGCGCCCCCGGAACCGGUGGAAGAGGAGAAAUUCGGUCAGUUCCGACACAGACUCGCGCUCACAAGUCCUAUACGACACUUGCCAGCCUUACCAGCGGCGGAUGAUACGGGACAAAUGCAGGUUUCUGCUUUCGGACUGGACAUCACUAAAGAGGACAAUGGACAAAUUCAAGUGAAACCUCACGAGUCUCCAACCACUUCGACGCCAUCUAGCGGUGAAGAAGCAGAGGUGUCACCUGAUGACAGCGCCGACCACAGCGAAGAGCAGCAGCCGCCAUCCCUAAUUGAUCUGCUCGGUGGUGAACAAGCGAAGAAGCAAGCGCAAGAACGAAUGGAAGCACAAGCGGUGCAGCAAGCGGCCAUGUCACAGAUAGAGGCCGAGAGCAAGAAGAGUGUAGCUGCUCCCACGUCGUCGGCGCUCGCUGCGACAGACGUGUCGCAAUACGUUAAACGCGCCGUGUCAUUCCUCGCUAGAAACUUCUAUAACCUCAAAUAUGUUGCUCUCGUAUUGGCCUUCGCUAUCAACUUCGUUUUGCUCUUCUACAAGGUUACGACCCUGGAGGUGGAAGGUGGUGACGGGUCCGGAAUAGCGGACAUCAUCAGCGGUUCCGGUUCUGGCGGGGGAUCUGGUGGGAGUGGAGAUGGUUCUGGAGCAGGCAGCGGCGAUGGUGACGAUGAUGAUGCACUGGAAGUGGUACAAAUAGACGAAGACUUCUUCUACAUGGAACACGUGAUAAAUGUUGCUGCAGCCCUGCAUUCGAUAGUGUCGCUCGCUAUACUCAUUGGAUACUACCAUCUGAAGGUGCCGCUGGCGAUAUUCAAGCGCGAGAAGGAGAUAGCCCGCAAGCUGGAGUUCGACGGCCUCUACAUCGCCGAGCAGCCCGAGGACGACGACCUCAAGAGCCACUGGGACAAGCUCGUCAUAUCCGCCAAAUCCUUCCCCGUGAACUACUGGGACAAAUUCGUCAAGAAGAAGGUCCGUGCGAAGUACUCUGAGACAUACGACUUCGACAGCAUAUCGAAUAUGUUGGGCAUGGAGAAGACUUCCUUCGCCGCUCAGGAGGACGAAGGGAACAAGGGCUUCGUUAAUUACAUUCUCAACAUCGACUGGCGCUACCAGGUGUGGAAAGCCGGAGUCACCAUUACAGACAACUCCUUCCUGUACUCUCUCUGGUAUUUCUCGUUCUCGGUGAUGGGCAACUUUAACAAUUUCUUCUUCGCCGCCCAUCUGCUGGACGUCGCUGUUGGCUUCAAGACGCUGAGGACUAUCUUACAGUCCGUCACGCAUAACGGGAAACAGCUCGUCCUAACCGUGAUGCUGCUGACCAUCAUAGUGUACAUCUACACGGUGAUAGCUUUCAACUUCUUCCGGAAGUUUUACGUGCAGGAGGAAGACGAUGAAGUGAACAGGAACUGCCAUGAUAUGCUCACGUGCUUCGUGUUCAACUUAUACAAAGGCGUGCGUGCCGGCGGCGGCAUCGGUGAUGAGUUGGAGCCGCCCGAUGGUGAUGACUCCGAGGUGUACCGCAUCAUCUUCGACAUCUCCUUCUUCUUCUUCGUCAUCGUCAUCCUGCUCGCCAUCCUCCAGGGUUUGAUCAUCGACGCGUUCGGCGAGCUCCGUGAUCAACUGGAGUCUGUGAAGGAAGACAUGGAGUCCAACUGCUUCAUAUGCGGCAUCAAUAAGGACUACUUUGAUAAAGUGCCGCACGGUUUCGACACCCACGUGCAGAGAGAACAUAAUCUCGCCAACUACAUGUUCUUCCUGAUGCAUCUCAUCAACAAACCGGAUACCGAGUACACGGGUCAAGAGACGUUUGUAUGGAACAUGUACACUCAGCGGUGUUGGGACUUCUUCCCAGUCGGUGACUGCUUUAGAAAACAGUAUGAAGAUGUGAUGGGAGAAUAGAAGAUGAUAAGCCUUUAAAACUAA
Aricia agestis (brown argus) is the source of this 15586-nucleotide messenger RNA. RefSeq names its product ryanodine receptor (gene RyR). The coding region runs from base 149 to 15562 and encodes 5137 amino acids. NCBI's taxonomy places the organism in Eukaryota, Metazoa, Arthropoda, Insecta, Lepidoptera, Lycaenidae. Gene Ontology annotation, biological process: calcium ion transmembrane transport; intracellular calcium ion homeostasis. Gene Ontology annotation, cellular component: sarcolemma; Z disc; calcium channel complex. The transcript is spliced from 116 exons. Gene Ontology annotation, molecular function: ryanodine-sensitive calcium-release channel activity; protein binding. The record is from RefSeq and is a predicted model, not a curated record.